Molecule: messenger RNA, 825 nt
Organism: Medioppia subpectinata
Lineage: Eukaryota; Metazoa; Arthropoda; Arachnida; Sarcoptiformes; Oppiidae
Source: the annotation of a GenBank genome assembly
GGCAGACAUUUGACGCAAAGUGAAUACCAUAUCUGCUGUAUAUUUAAUCCAUUUAAUUGAUCCCUGAAAUUGAAGGCCCAUCUCAUGGCUCAUACACGACAUCGAGAGCGUAAAACUGAUUGGCCAGAAGUCGGACUUCGCCCACACGGGUCUCAAAGAAGAUAUGAUGACAUCCGAUAUGACGCCAGACCUCAACGGAAACUUCAAUCACCGCGAGUCCAGUCGUCAUCGCGGAGACAAUGCGGAAGAAUACCAGGGAAUGGACACCAGAAAGCAUAUCGCAAACCGGGUGUCAGACACUCAACCAUUACAACCAUCGCCGGUGACGACAACCCAAUCGAUACAGUCGUCAAAAGUGGAUGACAUGGAUAUGACAACUACUGAAGCCGUCGUCGACUCAAACAAAGAGAUAAAGAAAAUCCCAUUAAAGAAGACAAUAAUAAAAGACGAUUUGAUGCGAGAAAAUACUGCAGACAUGAGAUUAUCACUCGAAGCGAAUCGUUAUAAAUGGUUGGCGAAGAAGCAGUUGGAGGAGGAGAUCAUGUAUUCGCCGGAGCGGUGGCACAAACAGGACCAACAGGAGGACCCCCUGUUUACCACGAUCGAAAUCUAUGAGCUGCCCGGUGCCAACGCUUACAUGGGUUUGGCCAGCAAUCGUACGGUUGUCCACAAAGCGCCCGAAGAGCCCAAACCAACGCCACCCGCGAAGACACAGACGUUGAAGAAUAACGUGAAAGUGUCGGACAAUUCACGACAUAAUUAUUAUUUUAAAAAUGUUUUAAAUAGACGUGAAUUCAAAACGAGAGAUUAGUUUUGAUAGUAAAG